Messenger RNA from Choloepus didactylus (southern two-toed sloth), 3425 nucleotides. It is a transcript of the gene DNAAF5, whose product is annotated as dynein axonemal assembly factor 5. Gene Ontology annotation, cellular component: cytoplasm. Lineage: Eukaryota; Metazoa; Chordata; Mammalia; Pilosa; Megalonychidae. The transcript is spliced from 13 exons. Bases 325 to 2889 code for a protein of 854 amino acids. Gene Ontology annotation, molecular function: dynein intermediate chain binding. The record is from RefSeq and is a predicted model, not a curated record. Gene Ontology annotation, biological process: cilium movement; outer dynein arm assembly; inner dynein arm assembly.
CCUCUUAGGUUUGGGGUAGGGGAUCGCCGGACAGCGCCUGGCACGUAGCGAGCGCUCUCUGAGCUCACUAUUAUUUCGGUCUAACGUAGAAGGAGAAGCGCCCGGGAGGAGGCGGGCCGCGCCGCCGGGUCACCGCCCCUGGGACCGCCAUCCGCACCCGGGACGCACGGCCGCGUCCUGUCCGCGCCGCCGGCUGCCAAUAAAGUUGCAGUUGAAGCCAGGCCGGCGGAAGUGCCGUAAUCCGCACCGGAAGGAGUGCCGUAAUCCGCCCCGCGACCACCGUAAAAGCGCCGGUUACCCGUAGCGACAGGCAACGCGGGGCAGAUGGCGGCGUUGGGGAUCGCGGAGCCGUCGGGCCCGGCAGAGGCGGCGGAGGCUGUGGAGCUGGGCCGCACCCUGGGCCGCCUGCUGCCAGGGCUGGAGGCCGACAGCAAGCUGGGGCGGCGGCGCGCCCUGGAGGCCCUAAGGCGCGAGCUGGAGGCGGUGCGGCCCGAGUCGCCCGGCGCCGCCGACGCCGCGGCCUUCCAGGGCCCGUGGGCGCGCCUGCUGCUGCCGCGCCUGCUCCGCUGCCUGGGCGACCCCGCCGAGGGCUGCCGCGCGCUGGCCGCGCACCUGCUGGACCUGGGCCUGCGGCGCGCCGCGCGGCCCCAGGACGCCCUCCCGCGCCUGCUGCCCGCGCUCGCCGCGCGCCUGGCCGGCCCGGAGCCUGCGCGCCGCCCGCCGCCCGAGGCUUGCGAGGAGCUGCGCCUGGCGCUCGUGCAGCUGCUCGGCCUCGCCGUGGACCUGGGCGGCGCCGCGCUCGCGCCCUACCUGGACGACGCGGUGCGCGUGCUGCGCUGCACGCUACUCGACCCCUUCGCCGCCGUGCGCCGCGAGAGCUGCCAGUGCGCGGCCGCCCUCGCGCGCGCCACGCCAGACCACUUCCACAUGCAGUCGGAAUCCCUGAUCGGCCCCCUAAUGCAGACCAUCUCCCACCAACACUGGAAGGUUCGCGUGGCUGUCGUCGAAGCCACUGGCACAGUGAUCCAAUUCGGAAACGGGAAGUCUGUGGAUGAUGUGCUUUCUCAUUUUGCUCAGCGGCUGUUUGACGAUGUUCCUCAGGUGCGGCGGGCAGUGACCUCUGUGGUGGGCGGCUGGCUCUUGGACCUGCGGGACCGCUACUCCUUCUUCCACAAGCUCAUCCCUCUGUUGCUGAGCAGCCUCGACGACGAGAUCCCCGAAACCGCGGAGCUGGCUUCCAGCCUCUGGGAGAAGGUCGGCCUGCAGUGGCAGAAGGAGAACGAGGAGGAGCUGAAGGACAAGCUGGACUUUGCCUCCCCUCCUCCGCCCCACUACCCUCAGCAAGAGAAUCGCCCAGUGCUGGGCUGUCGGGAGCUUAUUUUCCGAAACCUCUCCAAGAUCCUUCCAGCCGUCUGUCACGACGUCACCGACUGGGUGGCCGGCACCCGGGUCAAGGCCGCACAGCUGCUGGUGGUGCUGCUGCUGCACGCAGAGGACCACACCACGCAGCACCUGGAGGCCGUGCUGAGGGCCCUGUGCCGGGCAGGGGCUGAUGAGGAGAGCGCCGUGCUCAGCAGCUGCACCAGGGCAGCAGAGCUUGUCGGAGUGUUCGUCAGCCCACAGGUGUCUCUGAAGCUGAUCUUGUCGAUGCUGAGACGGUCGCCCACUCCCUCUGGCCUCCUGGUCCUCGCAGCAGUCAUCCGCGGCUGCACCCGUGACGCCCUCCGGCCCCAUCUGAAGAUCAUUGCCGGGGAGCUCACCCAGGCACACAUCUGCCACGCGUCUGAGAACAAGCUUUACUUGGAGCGUUUGCUGUCUUGUGUACAAGCUUUAAUCAAAGUGGGUCGGGAAGACUGUGGUGAGUCCGGCUUGCAGCUCCUGGAGGUGCUGGUGACUCUCCUGGCCAUCUCAGGGGGCACGGACCUGGACGCGAAGGUUGAGGAGACAGUGGAUGCAUUGGCCGCGGUGGAGAAUGUCGCUGGCAGCCAGGGCCUCUUCCGGAAGCACCUGGGCCCACUGAUGGAGCGGCUGACGCCCUCGCAGGGUGACUGGACCAUAUACUCGCCCGAGCUCGCACAGUUCAGCGUGGUGGUCACGCAGGCAGGCCCCGUCUUGGGCGAAGCUCUUCAGGACGUGGUCCCCACGCUCAGGACCUGUCUUCAGCCGACCAGAGACCCUCAGGUGCGCCUCAGGCUUCUCUCCCUCUUCUCCAAAGUGCUGCUGGGAGCCAAGGACACUGUGGACUCGCAGGGGCAGUUUCACAGCUACCUCGAGACAGUGGUAAAAGACAUGCUGGCUCCGAACCUGCAGUGGCAUGCGGGGAGGACCGCCGCCGCCAUCCGCACGGCCGCCGUGUCCUGCCUCUGGGCUCUCAUCAGCAGCGAGACCCUGUCGGCCAAGCAGGCCCUGGAAGUGCAGGAAAUGCUGAUGCCUCAGGUCCUCAGCACCCUGCAGGAAGAUUCUCAGGCCACGCGGCUGAUGUCAUGCUGCAUUGUGAACGCCUUCCUGAAGAGCUCAGGCGGCGUGACCCACCCAGAAAAAUUCAUCAAGAUUUACCCCGAGCUCCUGAAACGCCUGGAUGACGUGUCCAGCGAAGUGAGGGUGGCAGCUGCCGCCGCCUUGGUCACGUGGCUGAGGUGUGUCAGAGAUGGCGGUGGAAAGUCGACCUACCAGGGAGACAUCGAGUACCUGUACCGAGAGCUCCUGGUCUACCUGGACGACCCCGACUGCGCCGUCCAGGACGCCGUGUUGGAGGUCCUUGAGGAGGGCAGCACCCUGUUCCCCGGCCUCCUCGCGCGGGAGGCGGAGGCCGUGCUCCACAAGCACCGCUGCCCCGACCGCUGCCAGCAGCUCCUGCGUCACCUGCAGGCGCUGGCGGCUGCCCGCUGAGGGCCCCGGGCACCCGGCGUCCGGCACCCGAGGCCACAAGCAAGACCGUGAGGCAGGAGGCGUCCGAGCCAGAACCAACGGUGGCAGCUUCCACUGGGCCCGGGCUGCCUCGACCCUGAGGAAGCCAAAGCAGAGGAGAAAGUGUUUCACCCUUAAGGCCUCAGCAAAGCGACGAAAGGGAGCCCGGAGCCCCAGGAGCUGGCGUUAGGGGAGUUUUCCCAUUUUAAAAUUUCUGGCAUCUAAAGUGUUAUGAUAAGGUCACUGUUUUUCUUAAGUCAGUAAGGCUAACUGUGGAAAGUAGCGUGUUUGAUCAUAUGAUUUUGGUUGCUCUCCUGUAACCAGCAGUGAAGCUGUAUUUUAGUCUCUAACCGUUUCAGCACCCAAGUGCCUAAAUGACCCAGUCUCAGGGGCAUUGGUUCCACAGGCCAGCACUUGAGGCAACACAAGGAAAAAGAUGCUGUGUGUACUUUCCAACAAUCAAAUAUUAACAUUUAUGCUUUGGUGUUUGAAAAUUUAAUUAAAAUAUUUAUAAUUUU